GCCUUCGGGCCACCAUCCACCAAAGGCCCCCAGGUGACUAGGGCCACAGUCGCCUCCCUUGCGUGCCUCUCUGCACUCACGUGUACGCGACGAGACAGCCCCCUCCCCACCGUUGCACACACAGAGCGGCCCACAACCGAUGAAAUCUCGCUUCAAAAUUGGAUGGAGCAACCCUUGGGCGCAGGGCGAGAAGCACGUCAGUAGCCGCCCGCUGGCCACAUGUCCUCACAGGGUCCGUGCCCCGCCCCCUGAGGACUUGAGCUAGGCAUCCUCAGUGACAGAGGCACCCUUCUCACUAUGCAUUUGAGGGAUCGUGACAGAGUGCUGACCCUCUGAUCCCGCCCAGGUCAGUCUAGCUAAAGGGUGGGGGGGCCGCCCACGCCUUCCGCAAGUGUAAGGAAACCACUCCGUGAGAGAAACUGGGUCCCGUUUCUCGGCACCAGGCAUUGCAGCCUAAAGGAGAGUCCGCCCCGGUGAAAGUAUGUAUGCAGCGGUGGAACGCGGCCCGGUCCUGUGCAGCGACUCCAACAUCCUCUGCCUCUCCUGGAAAGGCCGCGUCCCCAAGAGCGAGAAGGAGAAGCCCGUGUGCAGGCGACGCUACUAUGAGGAGGGCUGGCUGGCCACGGGCAACGGGAGGGGCGUCGUGGGCGUCACCUUCACCUCCAGCCAUUGCCGCAGGGACCGCAACACGCCCCAGAGGAUCAACUUCAACCUGCGGGGCCACAACAGCGAGGUUGUGCUGGUGAGGUGGAACGAGCCGUACCAGAAGCUGGCCACGUGCGACGCAGACGGCGGGAUAUUCGUGUGGAUUCAGUACGAAGGCCGGUGGUCCGUGGAGCUGGUCAACGACCGAGGGGCCCAGGUGAGCGACUUCACGUGGAGCCACGAUGGGACGCAGGCGCUCAUUUCCUAUCGAGACGGAUUUGUCCUGGUUGGUUCUGUCAGUGGACAAAGGCACUGGUCAUCCGAGAUCAACUUGGAGAGCCAGAUCACGUGUGGCAUAUGGACUCCUGAUGACCAACAGGUGCUGUUCGGCACGGCUGACGGGCAGGUGAUCGUCAUGGACUGCCACGGGCGCAUGCUGGCGCACGUGCUCCUGCACGAGGCGGACGGCAUCCUGGGCAUGUCCUGGAACUGCCCCAUCUUCCUGGUGGAGGACAGCAGCGAGAGCGACACGGACUCCGACGACUACUCCCCUCCCCAAGAUGGCCCCGCGGCGUACCCCAUCCCAGUGCAGAGCUUCAAGCCUCUGCUCACCGUCAGCUUCACCUCCGGAGACAUCAGCCUGAUGAGCAACUAUGACGACUUGUCCCCAACCAUCAUCCGCUCGGGGCUGAAAGAGGUGGUGGCCCAGUGGUGCACACAGGGAGACCUGCUGGCAGUGGCUGGAAUGGAGCGACAGAGCCCACUGGGAGAGCUUCCCAACGGGCCCCUGCUGAAGAGCGCUAUGGUCAAGUUCUACAACGUCCGCGGGGAGCACAUCUUCACGCUGGAUACGCUCGUGCAGCGCCCCAUCAUCUCCAUCUGCUGGGGCCACCGGGACUCGCGGCUGCUCAUGGCGUCGGGCCCGGCCCUGUACGUGGUGCGUGUGGAGCACCGUGUGUCCAGCCUGCAGCUGCUGUGCCAGCAGGCCAUCGCCAGCGCCCUGCGGGAGGACAAGGAUGUCAGUAAGCUGAGCCUGCCGCCCCGCCUCUGCUCCUACCUCUCCACGGCCUUCACCCCCACCAUCCAGCCCCCGAUCCCAGACCCCAGCAACAUGCGGGACUUCGUCAGCUACCCGUCAGCCGGCAACGAGCGGCUGCACUGCACCAUGCGGCGGACAGAGGAUGACCCCGAGGUGGGCGGGCCCUGCUACACGCUCUCCCUGGAGUACCUGGGCGGGCUGGUGCCCGUGCUCAAGGGCCGGCGCAUCAGCAAGCUGCGGCCCGAGUUCGUCAUCAUGGACCCCCGCGUGGACAGCAAGUCAGAGGAAAUGUACGGGAGCAGCCUGACCUCCGCCGUGGGGGACAGCUGCAACUGCUCCGACUCCAGCGACGUCGAGCUGAGCGACGACUGGGCAGCCAGGAAGUCUCCCCGGAUCCCCAGAGCCAGCAAGUCACCCAAGCUCCCCAGGAUCAACAUUGAGGCUCGGAAGUCCCCGAAGCUGUCCCGGGCCACGCAGGAGGUCUCCCGAUCCCCCCGGCUGCCAAUGAGGAAGACCUCCAUCGGCUCACCCAGCUUGGCCCGUAGGGAGUUUCCCUUUGAAGACAUUGCUCAGCACAACUACCUUGCUCAGGUCACGUCGAAUAUCUGGGGCACCAAAUUCAAGAUUGUGGGCUUGGCUGCUUUCCUGCCAACCAACCUUGGUGCAGUGAUCUAUAAAACCAGCCUGCUGCACCUCCAGCCGAGGCAGAUGACCAUCUAUCUCCCGGAAGUGCGCAAGGUGUCCAUGGACUACAUCAAUCUGCCCGUCUUCAACCCGAAUGUCUUCAGCGAGGACGAGGAUGACCUGCCAGUGACAGGGGCAUCCGGAGUCCCCGAGAACAGCCCACCAUGUACUGUCAACAUCCCCAUCGCCCCAAUCCACAGCUCGGCCCAGGCCAUGUCCCCCACCCAGAGCAUCGGGCUGGUGCAGUCCCUGCUGGCCAAUCAGAACGUGCAGCUGGACGUCCUGACCAACCAGACCGUGGCCGUGGGGCCUGCCGAGCACCCCGGAGACGCGCCAGCGCCUUACCAGGUCCCCAGCCGCUACCCGAGCCCUGGGCAGGUGAUCUUUGGGGGCGUGGAGAUGAGCCGGCUGAUCCAGAACCCGCCCCCUCCGCCCCUGACCCUGCCCCCGCCCCCGCCAGGGCCACUGCCGCUGGCCCUGGCAGACCACGGGGACCGGGACCACGAGCACCUGCAGAAGCCAGCCAAGGUGCUGCGGCCGGCCCCGCCCCUGGCGGCCGAGGGCGACGCCGUGGUUUUCAGCGCCCCCCCGGAGCUCCCGGUCAACAAGAUGAACCCGCCGCCUCCCUACCCGGGCACCAUCCCGGCCGCCCCCACCACAGCCGCGCCGCCGCCCCCGCUGCCGCCGCCCCAGCCCCCUGUGGACGUCUGCCUGAAGAAGGGCGACUUCUCGCUCUACACGCCCGCCGCCCACUUCCCGGCGCCGCUGGGCUACGAGCGCAUCACCACCUUCGACAGCAGCGGCAACGUGGAGGAGGUGUGCCGGCCGCGGGCGCGCGUGCUGUGCGCGCAGAGCACCUACACGCUCCCCGGCCCGGGCAGCUCAGCCACGCUGCGGCUCACGGCCACCGAGAAGAAGGUCCCGCAGCCCUGUACCAGCGCCACCCUCAACCGGCUGACGGCCCCUCGCUACUCCAUCCCCCCAGGGGACCCGCCACCCUACCCUGAGAUCGCCAGUCAGCUGGCGCAGGGCCGGGCCGCAGCCCCGAGGCCGGACAGCAGCCUGAUCCACGCUACGCUGCGCAGGAACAACCGUGAGACCGCGCUCCGGGUGGCCCAGCUGACCGACCACCAGCGCGCCACCCUGCAGCACCUGCCCAAGCCCAAGAGCAGCCUGGGCGCGCCUCCGUUCCCCGCGCGGCCCCCGCCCGCGCUGUACACCUGCAGCCAGUGCAGCGGGGUGGGGGCCGGGGGUCGGCCCGACCCAAGUACCAGCUCCCAGCCGGGCCCGGCGCUGGCACACGCAGCCAGCACAUCCCCCUUGACCUCCCAGUCCUCCUACAGCCUCCUGAGCCCCCCGGAUAGCGCCCGGGACCGCACAGACUACGUCAACUCCGCCUUCUCUGAGGACGAGGUGCUGUCCCCGCUCCGCCAGGCCGAGAGGCCCCUACGCCACGCCCCGCUGGCGGACUCGGCCGUAGCCACCGCAACGGUGAAGCGACCGCCCCCUUACCAGUGGGACCCCGUGCUGGGCGAGGACAUUUGGGUACCCCAGGAAAGGACAGCACAGACUUCAGUGCCCAACCCCCUAAAACUGUCCCCUCUGCUGGUGGGCCAGGGCCAGCACCUGGACGUGGCCCGCUUGCCCUUUAUCUCUCCCAAGUCGCCAGCCAGCCCGACUGCCACCUUCCAGGCAGGUUAUGGAGUGGGAGUGCCCUACCCGGGGAGCUAUGUUAAUCCCCAGCUGCAGGGGGUACAGGUCCCCUGCACCCCAAAGGAUGCCCUGGCCCCUCCCCAGUUUUCCCAGCCGGAGCCUGCCAUGGUCCUGCAGCCGGCCUACCCUCCCAGCCUCUCUUACUGCACCCUGCCCCCCAUGUACCCAGGAGGCAGCUCCUGCUCCAGUCUGCAGCUGCCACCCCUCGCUUUGCAUCCCUGGAACUCCUACAGCCCAUGCCCCCCCAUGCAGAACCCCACGGGCACGCUGCCCACCAAGCUGCACCUGGCACCUGAGAAGCCCAUCGUCCCACCACCCCCUCCGCCCCCUGCCGUGCAGAGCCACGUGGGCACCGAGGUGGUGGUGGAGACAGCGGACAACUUCCAGGAGGUGCUGUCCCUGACGGAAAGCCCCGCCCCACAGCGCUCAGAGAAGUUCGGCAAGAAGAACCGGAAGCGGGUGGACAGCCGGGCGGAGGAGGGCAGCGUGCAGGCCAUCACGGAGGGCAAGUUGAAGAAGGAGGCCCGGACACUGAGCGACUUCAACUCCCUGAUCUCCAGCCCCCGACUGGGCCGGGAGAAGAAGAAGGUGAAGAGCCAGAAAGACCAGCUCAAGUCCAAGAAGCUGAACAAGACCAGUGAGUUUCAGGACAGCUCAGAGAGCGAGCCGGAGCUCUUCAUCAGCGGGGAUGAGCUGAUGAACCAGAACCAGGGCGGCAAGAAGGGCUGGCCAACCAAGCGCAGCCUGCGCUCGGCUGCUGAGCUGGAUGGCUUCAAGUGCCGCAAGGCCAGCGAGCGGGAGGAGGGCCGGCUGGGCAGCCAGGGCUUCGUCUACGUCAUGGCCAACAAACAGCCCCUAUGGAACGAGGCCACCCAGGUCUACCAGCUGGACUUCGGGGGCCGUGUGACUCAGGAGUCAGCCAAGAACUUCCAGAUCGAGCUGGAGGGGCGCCAGGUGAUGCAGUUCGGCAGGAUUGAUGGGAACGCCUACAUCCUGGACUUCCAGUACCCCUUCUCGGCCGUGCAGGCCUUUGCCGUCGCCCUGGCCAACGUGACGCAGCGUCUCAAGUGACCGGGGCUCCGCACGGAGGUCUGCCCCAGGACCCCGCCCUCGGACAGCCUCCGUCCGCACUGGAGCCCCACGCCCGGCCAGCAGAGGGCGAGGACUCGGGAGGCCCCUCUGCCGUUUAUUUGGGCUUUUGUUACCCUCACACUGUCUCUCUUUCCGUUCUCCUUUCUUUGCGAACAAAACCAAAAUGCUGUCACUUGGCUUGUGGUGCUGGCUCCUGGGGCGGGGAAGGAGACGAGCUAUGGCAGGAGGCAAGAUUGCCUUGCCCGCCGUCCCUAGACUAGAGCCGUGUGUUAUUUCCUCGUCCAGCCCGUGUGACCCCUCCAACAUCACCACUAGCUCACAAACAAGAGAAUUUUGACAAAACACAACCAAAAAUCCUGACGGUUCCCCGGAGGGAGGGGCAGCACUGAGCUCCCCACUGUGUUCAGUCCCCCAGGGCCACUGGCCCUGGGGCUUUAUAAGGGGCUGUUCUUACUGGCCAGAUCCCCAGGUGGUGAUGCAGGGCGGACAAUAGGUGAGGAGGGGGCUCCAGACACCAGCCCUGCUCUGGGCAUGCUCUGCGACACCUGGAUGACCCAGCCAGCAGGGCCUGAAACCAUCCAAGGAGACACUCCACCUCGGGUGUCUGCAGGCUGGUGUGGCUGUUGAGAAUGACUGACCCACGGAGCAGGUGACCAGGCAAACAUGAAAGGGGCCCAGGCCUGGGGAGGGGGUCCCUCCCUGAUGCCCACUGCUGAGAAUCCCAGCCCCACCCCUCGCUUGUCCGUCCUGCCCUUCCACAAUGGAACCCUCCACCUCCUCUCCAGAAAAGGGCUGACCAGGUGGGAUUGGAAGGUUCUCCUUUCCUUCUCCGGCCUGCCUCACACUCCAGUCAGCUAAAGGUGUCUCCCACUGACUAGAAACUGAAAUUUUUUUUAAAAAGAAGAAAAAGAAAUAGCAAGCAUUAGCCAGGGUAUGGAAAAAGAGGAGUGUGGUGGCUAAGUUCUUGAUGGAAGUUCACGAUCUUCAGGGAAGAAAAAAAAAGUUAAACUGUCCGGGGAAAAAUAAACCCACUGGGGAGAAUUGGCAAAACGGUCGUCCUGAAGGUCAUGUUGGUUGCUUUGGGGACUCAACCGAGGGUACCUUUGCCCACCUCCCUCUUCCUCAGGAGGACAGUUUGGGCAGGGGUCCCCCAAGGAGCAGGAGACCGUGGGUUUCAGCUUGGUGUCCUUCCCACGCCCUCCCCACCCCCUGGUCAUGUGUAGCUGUGACGUCACUUAGGGCCGGAGCCCGCGAGGACUGGACUGGCUUGGGGCCAGGUUCUGUUGGCAGGCAGGCCGUUAAUCAGGCAGUGCCACAAGACACGUGGUUUUGGAAGCUCCCGGUUUUGGUGUUCUGAGCCGGACAAUAGGGUGGCCUCGCGAGAGGACACCAGCCCAUCCCCUUUCUGGUGCAAGAAGGGUCCCCUUAGCCGUCCCCACGGCCGGCGGAGGUCCUAAAGAGCUCUGUAAAUAGGACGGAGGAGGUCUGCCAGUUAACGCACUCUCCCUUUCUGUGUAGAAAGCCCGGAGGGAGUUGGGGUGGGUACCUCCUUCCAGAAAGAACUCAGCAGUGUGCCUGGGAUGGCCCGGGAUGGUUUUCUCUGCGUUUUGGUAGCUUGCUGUGGUGUUUUCGAUGCUCAUUAUCAGUUGUGCAAUAAUGAUUACAGCCUGUUUCCGAAAUAAUUUAAAUGCAAUUCCCUGUUUGGUCCAAGAUCCCUAUUUAUCUUUGCCUUGAGUAGUGAUUUAUUUUAUGUUUCUUGGUGUGGUGGGUUUUGUUCUGUUUGGGUUUGUUUUUUUUUUUAAUUACUUUGUUCCUAUACAUUGGUGAGUUCUGCCCAUUUGGUUAUUUAUUUAGAAACCCAGUAUCAUUGUAAUGACGUCUUGGUGGCGGUGUACUUUGCUGCAAGAAAUAAAAAGGAUGUCAAUAGAA
Molecule: messenger RNA, 7102 nt
Organism: Echinops telfairi (small Madagascar hedgehog)
Lineage: Eukaryota; Metazoa; Chordata; Mammalia; Afrosoricida; Tenrecidae
Gene: TULP4
Product: TUB like protein 4
Exons: 15
Coding region: 482-5152 (1556 amino acids)
Molecular function (GO): protein binding
Source: RefSeq, a predicted model, not a curated record